Molecule: messenger RNA, 1092 nt
Organism: Lasiodiplodia theobromae
Lineage: Eukaryota; Fungi; Ascomycota; Dothideomycetes; Botryosphaeriales; Botryosphaeriaceae
Product: NADP-dependent alcohol dehydrogenase
Exons: 3
Coding region: 1-1092 (363 amino acids)
Biological process (GO): alcohol metabolic process
Molecular function (GO): zinc ion binding; alcohol dehydrogenase (NADP+) activity
Source: RefSeq, a predicted model, not a curated record
AUGCCUUACCCCGAGACCGCUGAGGGCUUCUGUGUCACCGACAUCAAGAAGUGGAGCACUUUCACCAAGCAAGAGUUCAAGCUCAAGCCCUUCGGCGACCGCGACGUCGACAUUGCCAUUGACGCCUGCGGUGUCUGCGCAAGCGAUGUCCACACCAUCAGCGGCGGCUGGGGCGCUGAUAUCCCGCUCCCGCUGUGCGUUGGCCACGAGAUCAUCGGCAAGGUCGUCAAGACCGGCAAGGAUGUGACCACGGUCAAAGUCGGCGACCGUGUCGGUGUCGGCGCCCAGAUCUCCGCCGACCUGACCUGCGGCAACUGCAAGGCUGACCAGGAGAACUACUGCCCCAACUCGGUUGACACCUAUGGCGCUCCCUACCCCGACGGCACCAUCUCCAUGGGUGGCUACUCCAGCCACGUCCGUGCACACGAAUACUUCACAUUCAAGAUACCCGACGCUCUUGAGACGAGCUUGGCCGCCCCCAUGCUCUGCGCUGGUCUGACCGUUUUCAGCCCUCUGAAGCGGUUAGGAGCUGGUCCCGGUAAGAAGAUUGGCAUUGUUGGAAUCGGCGGUCUCGGCCACUUUGGUAUUCUGUUCGCAAAGGCGCUGGGCGCCGAUGUCUACGCCAUCUCGCACAGCCCGAACAAGAAGGAGGACGCGCUCAAGCUGGGCGCCACCGACUUCAUCGUGACCAAGGAGAAGAACUGGGCGGAGCCGUGGAAGUUCACCUUCGACUUCAUCAUCAGCACGGCCGACGCCACCGACAAGUUCAACCUGCCCGACUACUUCAGCACCCUCAAGGUCAACGGCACCUUCCACAUGGUCGGCUUCCCGGACAACCCGCUGCCGCAGAUCCAGGCCCAGGCCUUCGCCCCCAACGGCUGCUUCAUGGGCGCCUCGCACAUCGGCAACCGCCCCGAGAUGAUCGAGAUGCUCGAGCUCGCCGCCAAGCAGGAGAUCAAGAGCUGGGUCGAGACCAUCGACAUCUCCGAGGAGGGCUGCAAGCAGGCCGUCGAGCGCGUCUACAAGGGCGACAACGUCCGCUACCGCUUCACCCUCGUCGGCUACGACAAGAUCUUCGGCAAGCGCGCAUAG